Messenger RNA from Cuculus canorus (common cuckoo), 540 nucleotides. It is a transcript of the gene MICOS13, whose product is annotated as mitochondrial contact site and cristae organizing system subunit 13. NCBI's taxonomy places the organism in Eukaryota, Metazoa, Chordata, Aves, Cuculiformes, Cuculidae. Bases 84 to 419 code for a protein of 111 amino acids. Gene Ontology annotation, cellular component: MICOS complex; mitochondrial crista junction. Gene Ontology annotation, biological process: cristae formation. The transcript is spliced from 4 exons. The record is from RefSeq and is a predicted model, not a curated record.
UCACUUUGGCGCUCACGUGACCAGCAGCCACUACAGCAUGGCGCCCCACGUGACCACCCACGUGAGCGGGCGCCGGCGCAGCCAUGGCGGCCCGGCUCCUCCCUGUGCUCCGGUUUGUCAUCAAAGGAAGCCUGGCUGGAGCUGCCGUGUAUGUGGCAUAUGACCAGGGGCUGCUGGGUAGUGGCACACAAGGAGCUGAAGCCCUCAAAAAAGCUCAAGAAGCGCUGCCUCCAACUAUCCAAGAGUGGACAAGUUACCUCGGCUGGGAGCUCCCAUCUGCUCCAAAACUUGACUUUUCCCCCUCCGAUUCCUGGAAUAAAGGAGUGCAGACGGUCAUCUCCGCUUUGUCUGUAGCUCCCACCAGGGCCUGCGAAUUCACUACAGAAGGCUGGAAGUACGUGAAGGAUCUUGUCAAAUGAAGACGUAAUCCAGGGUCUGGGAUUCUCUCCAUCCCUCGUUGUCCUUGGGGUGAUGCUCAGUCCAUCCCUCUGGAGGGCAGGUCAGCUGUGCAAGGGCUAUAAUAAAAGACCUUGGAACUUC